Molecule: messenger RNA, 3213 nt
Organism: Malassezia japonica
Lineage: Eukaryota; Fungi; Basidiomycota; Malasseziomycetes; Malasseziales; Malasseziaceae
Exons: 3
Coding region: 1-3213 (1070 amino acids)
Biological process (GO): protein import into nucleus
Cellular component (GO): nucleus; cytoplasm
Molecular function (GO): small GTPase binding; nuclear import signal receptor activity
Source: RefSeq, a predicted model, not a curated record
AUGGACCCCGCCUACGUGCAGGAAUUGCACGGACUGCUUCAGCAGGCCAAUGUGCCUGACACGGCGACCGUCAAGGCGGCCACGGAAGCGCUCCAGUCGCGCUACCUCAAGAAUGCCAGUGCGGUGCCUGCGCUCUUUGAGAUCAUGGCCACCUCGCCCGACCUCGCUGUGCGUCAGCUGGCCGGCGUUGAGAUGCGCAAGAAGCUCGCCAAGAGCACCAAGGUCUGGACGAAGCACAGCGUCGAGGUGCGCGACAACAUCAAGUCGCGCCUCCUCGAGCAGAUCGCACGCGAGGAGAGCGCGCUGCUGCGCAAUGGCCUCGCGCGUGUCAUUGCCGAGAUCGCGCGCAAGGAGCUGCCGCACAAUGCGUGGCCUGCGCUGCUCCCGUGGCUCUUUGAGUCUGCCGAGUCGCCCAACGCGGCGCAGCGCCAGGCUGCGAUCCUCGUGCUGUUCAUCGUGCUCGAGACCUUUGUCGACGGCGGCGACGCACUCAAGUCGCACCUGCCGCGCAUCAUGAGCCUCUUUGCCAAGAGCCUGCAGGACCCCGAGUCGCUCGAGGUGCGCAUCACCACCGUGCGUGCCCUCGGCAAGGUCGCCGAGAACCUCGAGACAGAGGACCAGGCGGACCUCGCGGCAAUGCAGAGCGCCGUGCCGCAGAUGGUCGAGAUCCUGCAGCAGUGCCUCGACACCUCGCACAACGAGGGCGUGCGCCAGAUCCUCGAUGUGUUUGAGAACCUGUGCAUGCUCGAGACACCGAUCCUCGCGACGCACCUCGCAGAGCUGAUGGCCUUCUUUGUGCGCAACAGCGCGAACCGCGACCACGAGGAGGAGCUGCGUCUGAUGUGCCUCAACUCGCUCGUGUGGACGAUCCAGUACAAGCGCUCGCGCGUGCAGAGCCUCGGCCUCGCCAAGCCGCUGCUCGAGCAGCUCAUGCCGAUCGCGACCGAGGAGGAGUCGGACGACAUCGAGGAGGACACGCCCGCACGCCUCGCGCUGCGCGUGAUCGAUAUACUCGCCACCGAGCUCCCCCCGAGCCACGUCUUCCCGCCGCUCCUGGAGCAGGUGCAAGCGUACGCGACCAACGCCGACCCGAUGCACCGCAAGGCGGCGAUGAUGGCCUUUGGCGUGAGCGUCGAGGGAUGCUCCGAGUACAUCCGCCCGCACAUGGACGAGCUCUGGCCUUUUGUCGAGAACGGCAUGCGCGACCCGGAGCCGGUGGUGCGCAAGGCGGCCUGCAUCACGCUCGGCUGCCUGUGUGAGAUGCUGGACGAGGAGUGCGCGGCGAAGCACGCCACGUUCCUGCCGCUGAUCAUGGAGCUGAUCAAUGCGUCCGAGACGCAGCGCCAGGCGUGCACGGCCCUCGACGCGCUGCUCGAGGUGAUGGGCGACGACAUUGCGCAGUACCUGCCCGCGAUCAUGGAGCGCCUCACGGGCCUGCUCGACACGGCGCCGAUCGCCGUCAAGGCGACCAUCACGGGCGCGAUUGGCAGCGCGGCGCACGCCGCCAAGGCCAACUUUGUGCCUUACUUUGUGCCGCUCAUGCAACGCAUCCAGCCUUUCCUGCAGCUCAAGGAGGAGGGCGAGGAGAUGGAUUUGCGUGGCAUUGCUACAGACACGAUCGGCACCUUUGCCGAGGCGGUCGGCAAGGAACACUUCCGCCCGUACCUGCCCGAGAUGAUGAAGAUCACCGUCGAGUCGCUCGAGAUGGACCAGCCGCGCAUCCGCGAGUGCGCUUUCAUCUUCUUUGCAGUCAUGUCGCGCGUGUUUGGCGACGAGUUCGGGCCGUACCUGGAGCACAUCGUGCCCAAGAUGAUCGCCUCGUUCCAGCAGUCGGAGCACGACCCGAUCCCUGGCGCGCCGGGCGACGGGACCAUCACCGGCAUGACCGUCCCGGGCGAGGACGAGAACGACGAGGACUUUGUCGACCUCGAGGAGUUCAACGACGCUUUCCUCAACGUCAGCACCGCGGUCGCUGUCGAGAAGGAGGUCGCGGCCGACUCGCUCGGCGAACUCUUUAACCACACGCGCUCGGCCUUUUUGCCGUACGUCGCGCAGGCGACCGAGGAGCUCAUCCCGCUCACCUCGCACUUUUACCAGGGCAUCCGCAAGAGCGCGAUCGCCACGCUCUUCACCUUUAUUAACACGCUCUACGACCUGAGCAACCCGCAGCCGUGGGUGCCGGGCGUCGCCGUCAAGGUGCCGCUCAACGCAGACGUGCAGAACAUCGUGCAGCUCAUCAUCCCCAACAUUAUGGAGGCAUGGGAGGCCGAAGACGACCGCACGGCUGCGAUCGAGAUCUGCCAGUCGCUGGCGACGUGCCUGAACAAGUGCGGACCGGCGAUCAUCGCACCGGACUGGCUCGAGGUGACGUGCACCUACACGCUCCUCAUCCUCGAAAAGAAGGCCCCGUCGCAGAUCGACCCGGAGGCGGGCGACGAGGAGGACACGGAGGAGGUCAGCGAGUACGAGUCGGUGCUCAUCAGCGCUGCUACGGAUCUCGUGGGCGCAAUGGCCAACGUGCUCGGCAGCGACUUUGCUGGUCCCCUCCAGCAGUUCCUCCCGCAGAUCGCCAAGUACUACUCGCCGGGCCGCUCGCAGAGCGACCGCGCGACGGCCGUCGGCUCGCUGGGCGAGGUGAUUGUGGGCAUGAAGGGCGCCAUCACGCCGUUUACCCAAGAUAUCCUCGCGCUCCUCUCGCGCUCGCUCGUGGACGAGGAGCCGUCGGUGCGCUCCAACUCGGCGUUUGCUGCGGGCGUGCUGAUCGAGAACAGCGAGCUGGACCUCUCGCAGCACUACACCUCUCUCCUCACUGCCCUCCAGCCGCUGUUUGAGAAGAGCAGCGACGAGGCGGACGAGGUCAAGACGGCCCGCGACAACGCCUGUGGCUGCCUUGCGCGCAUGAUCAUGAAAAAGCCGGACGCCGUGCCGCUGGACCAGGCGCUGCCGAUCCUCUUUUCGUCGCUGCCGCUCGACAAUGACCUCGCAGAGUGGACGCCAGUACUCCUCUGCUUGGUGCAGCUCGUGCAGACGAACAACACGGUGGGCAUGCAGUACCUGGAUACCAUCCUCCAGCUCUUCCACCACGUCCUGAGCAGCGAGGAGGACGUGCUGGGCGGCCAGCUGCGUGGCCAGCUCUGUGCUUUCUUGGCGCAGCUCAACACACAAGCACCGGAGAAGGUCGCUCAGUACGGCCUGAACCAGUACCUCGUUUAG